Molecule: messenger RNA, 1909 nt
Organism: Ipomoea nil (Japanese morning glory)
Lineage: Eukaryota; Viridiplantae; Streptophyta; Magnoliopsida; Solanales; Convolvulaceae
Exons: 7
Coding region: 235-1743 (502 amino acids)
Molecular function (GO): glycosyltransferase activity
Source: RefSeq, a predicted model, not a curated record
CCAGCAAUGUGCCUUUGAUAAUUUGAGGCAAAAAGAUAAAAGAUUUGCUGAAUUGCGCAAAGGAAUAAUCUAAUCAAAGUUUACCAUAUCGACGGUGAAGCGGCGACCCGCCGGAAAGUGAAUGAUUCACAGUGCCACCGCAAACACCCCCUUGACCCCGCAGCUUCCAAGUGUCGACUGUGAAAGACAAAUGUACGCACAGUAUCCCUCCUCGCCAAAUUCAGCUUCCCUAAGAUGCCGUCUAUCGUGACUGGGAUCCACCAAACAAACCCUAGCACCACUGGGAUGGCGAAGCUUCAGUCUCCUUAUUCUUCCGCGACGUCGGCGUUGUUCCGGAAGCGGCGCUGGCUUAUGGUGGUGGCUCUCCUUGUCAUGCUCUCCGUCACCACAGUCAUUGCCUUUCUGAUAAGGGGCGGCAUCGACUCCGCCUGCGAUUGCCGCAGUGAGGUGGGGUCCGGGAAGCUAUUUGGUGCUAAUGUGGAAGUGUCUAAGCAGAUUGCGCCUGCUGGUGUACGUCAGAGCCCGCUCAGUUUCAUGAAGUCGAAGCUCGUGCUUCUGGUUUCACAUGAGCUCUCUCUUUCUGGCGGACCUCUCUUGUUGAUGGAACUGGCUUUUCUGUUGAGGGGUGUUGGUGCUGAAGUCUGUUGGAUCACAAAUCAAAGGCCAGCUGAAACAGAUAAUAUUGUAUACAGUUUGGAACACAAAAUGCUGGACCGAGGAGUUCAGGUUUUCCCUGCGAGGGGUCAAGAAGCAAAAGAUACUGCUCUAAAAGCUGACUUGGUUGUUUUAAACACUGCUGUUGCUGGAAAAUGGCUGGAUGCUGUUCUCAAGGAUGAUGUUCCUCGUGUUCUCCCCAAAGUUCUAUGGUGGAUCCAUGAAAUGCGAGGCCACUACUUCAAUCUUGACUAUGUAAAACAUCUUCCACUUGUUGCUGGUGCAAUGAUUGAUUCACAUGUAACAGCAGAAUACUGGAAGAAUAGGACAGCAGAACGCCUAAGGAUUAAAAUGCCCAAAACCUAUGUUGUUCACCUUGGGAAUAGCAAGGAGCUAAUGGAAGUUGCUGAAGAUAGUGUUGCAAAAAGGAUUUUGCGGGAACAUGUUCGUGAGUCACUUGGAGUUAGAAAUGAGGAUAUACUAUUUGCUCUGAUAAACAGUGUUUCUCGUGGGAAGGGUCAAGACUUAUUUUUGCAUUCCUUCUAUGAGAGCUUGCAAUUGAUUCAACAAAAGAAGUUACAAUUGCCAACUGUCCAUGCUGUUGUUGUAGGAAGUGAUUUGACUACUCAAAGCAAAUUUGAGUUAGAGCUUAGGAACUUUGUGCAACUUAAGAAGAUCCAAAACUAUGUGCAUUUUGUCAAUAAGACUCUGACAGUUGCACCAUAUCUUGCUGCAAUUGAUGUACUUGUGCAAAAUUCACAGGCCCGGGGAGAAUGUUUUGGUAGGAUUACCAUUGAAGCCAUGGCAUUUCAGCUUCCUGUGUUGGGAACAGCAGCUGGUGGUACUCGAGAAAUCGUUCUAAACGGAACAACUGGGUUACUGCACCCCGUGGGGAAAGGCGGGGUAAUGCCUCUGGCAAGAAACAUAGUGAACCUCGCCUCUCAUGUCGAAAGGAGGCUUACGAUGGGAAAGAAGGGUUACGGGAGGGUGAAAGAAGUAUUUUUGGAGCAGCAUAUGGAAGAACGGAUUGGUGGCGUUUUGCAGGAUGUGCUGCAAAGGGCGAAGAGUGCUAAGAACAAAAGAUCAUAGACUGUAUUGUAUGUAGUAGUUCCAGGCUUUCAUUUCUUUCUUGGCUGGCAAUCAAUAUUUAAUGUUUGCUUGUUUGUACAAACUGUUGCUGGCUGGGCGAUUCGGGAAAACCAAUUCUAUACACAACAAAUUUGAGUUUCAAAUAGAGUUUAUCAUCGGAGGGUGA